AUGGCUGAUGAUAUACGAAUGCAUUUGCGAAUCGCGAGUCGAUUCGUGUUCUUCGGUCGUUACUUUUUGUGAUUUUCUCACGUGUAGUGGUAUUUCUUUGCGUGUUUGUAAAAUAUUAAUAAUAUUAAUUCAAAUUUUUCCAUGUAUAACAAUUAAUUGGAAAGGAACAAAGGAAAUAAAAUAUUCGGAAUAUUUUAACGAAAGUUCCCGAAGGUGAUUCAUUGUCUAACUGAAUUUUUAGCUUAGAAAGAUCGUGUUUUGGAGAAAAUUCUUACAUUACGAAUAAAAUUUUAAUUAAAUAUGACUGAAGAACACCAAUUGCCCUCUGAUUCUGAUGAAGAUGAUGAAGAUUAUAUUCCCGAUGGUGCAGAUAGUGAGCCAGUAUCCGAAGUAGAAUCUGAAGGUGAUGCAGAGAGUGGUCCUGAAGAUGAGAAUGAUGAAAACCAAAGAGAAACGACAAAGAAAAGAGGAAGAAAGAAAAAUAAAGUUAUAAAAUCUAAAAUUAGAAAGCGUAGAAGAACAAGGAAAAAGAUAACAGAGAAUAAGAAUGAUGAAAAAGAGGAAAAACAACAAAAAGAAGAAUCUAUCGAGAAAAAAGAACUUACCGAAGAAGAGGAGAAAAAAAGGGCUGAUUCUCUUUGGGCUGAUUUUAUGAAAGACACAGCAAUGACACCUAAACCUAAGCAACAAAAUGUAACAAAUAAAUCUAAAGAGAGAUCUCCAUCUAUAGAAAAGCCAAAAGUGGAAGAAAAAGUAAAAAUAACUAAAGUAUUUGAAUUUGCUGGUGAAGAAGUAAAAGUAGAAAAAGAAGUCUCCAUAGAUUCGGCAGAAGCAAGAAUAUCUCUAUCCUCUGCUGAGAAUUCUGAGAAAACAGGAAAUUCUGGAUCUCCUGCGGGUAGAGGAUCUGGAAGAGGUAGAGGUUUCAAACGGGCUGGUUUAGGGGGUAUUUCUUCUGUCCUUGGUCAAUUAGGAAAGAAGGCGAAAAUUAGUACGUUAGAAAAGUCCAAACUAGAUUGGGAUAAUUAUAAGAAACAAGAGAAUUUGGAGGAAGAAAUUAGUACUCAUAACAAAGGCAAGGAUGGAUAUUUAGAACGUCAAGAUUUCUUACAAAGGGCAGAUUUGCGACAGUUUGAAAUUGAAAAGCAAUUACGUAAUGCAAAUAGACGUAGUACACGGUGA
Messenger RNA from Apis laboriosa (Himalayan honeybee), 1179 nucleotides. It is a transcript of the gene Yeti, whose product is annotated as craniofacial development protein 1. The record is from RefSeq and is a predicted model, not a curated record. The transcript is spliced from 3 exons. Bases 301 to 1179 code for a protein of 292 amino acids. NCBI's taxonomy places the organism in Eukaryota, Metazoa, Arthropoda, Insecta, Hymenoptera, Apidae.